Messenger RNA from Penicillium maclennaniae, 825 nucleotides. RefSeq lists its product as uncharacterized. The record is from RefSeq and is a predicted model, not a curated record. The coding region runs from base 1 to 825 and encodes 274 amino acids. The transcript has 2 exons. Lineage: Eukaryota; Fungi; Ascomycota; Eurotiomycetes; Eurotiales; Aspergillaceae.
AUGCAUAUACGGACCUAUCUUUUGGCUCUGUGCCAAACAGCAUGGCAGAUUCGUGGUGUUGCAGCCUCUGUGUAUCAGAGUCGUAUUCAAGAAGUUGGUACUAUUUUCCCAGCACCCGCUGAAUAUGGCACCUGGCAGAUGGUUCCCUACCAGUACAAAUCUAUUUAUAUCGACGACACCACUGCGUUCACCGAGCAGGACAACGGAGUGUGGGAAUUGGCCGAUUACAAUAACGAUGGAACACUCGAUUUGAUCUACAUCCAGAACCGAAACACCGACUCUGGCAAGGUGGAGAUCACCGUCGCUUCUGGUGCAUCAAACUUCAAAUCUUACCUAGUGGAGAAUCUUCACACAGUGUUCGACGUGCAGGUCGACGGCCGCUGGCAGAUGCUAGAUCUCAACGGCGAUGGCACUCUUGAUCUCGUCUACAUCAAAAACAGCAACACGGCCUCCAACUACGCUGAGGUCUAUGUGGCGUCGGGAGCUUCUCAAUUUGCUACGCUGGUUAGCAAGACCGAAUCGAGUCUCUCUAUUAGCAACGAUGGUACCUGGCUCCUGGCUGACUACGGUCUGAAUGGAAUCUAUGAUCUGUUUUUCAUCCAGAACAUCAACACCGCCUCUGGUUAUGUCGAAGUGAAUGUUGCUUCGGGUGCUUCCGGUUAUCAGACCAUCGUCCAGAGUGUUCACACCACCUUCUCGGUUGAGAACAAUGGAACCUGGAUGAUGUACGACUGGAACAAAGAUAAUGUUCUAGACCUCAUUUACAUCAAGCAGGACAAUACUGCGGGUUCUGUUGAGGUUCAUGUGGCCUCGGGCGCAAAUUAG